AUGCUGCAAGCAGGAUCCGUAUGCACGUCCAGCAUCCCAAAGGAUGCGCUGACCGCAGGCUGCGCUGCUUGGUGCUCUCUGCGACAAAAGACGUCGCAUUGCGAAUUCUGUAAGUGUCGCUCGUGUGAGUUCUGCGUGCCCGUUGAGUUGAUCGACCACGUGUAUGCCUCCGCUGGCGCAUCUAUGGUGGACUGCGAGGAUGCGAUCGAAGUGUCUCCGCCGCUGGAAGAGGUCAGCAUUGACAUGUGCAAGGCUGCAUGUGACGAUGCGUUUCCGGAAUGCCUCGCCUUCGACUAUUCUGGCAGAGGCGGCAGAUGUACCCUCCGAGUCGGUGAUGGCGAGCCGGUUUCAUUUUGUGUCCAGCUCGGCGCAUCGACAUUCUGGCGGGUCGAGGUGCCAUCGGCAGAUGCGGACGAUGCGAGAGUCGCAGCAGCCAACGCUGCUGAGGCCGAGUCUGAGGCGGCCGCGGAGGCCGCAGCGGAGGCCGCAGAGUCUGAGGCACCUCGUCGUAUCAUAGUACAGGGCGAGCGACUACUCGACUCCAGCAGUGGCGAGGAGCUGCUACUGCACGGGGUGAACAUCUUUCUCGAUUAUUUGCGCUUCGACGACAUUGCGCUCUUGCGGAAGCUCCUUCCUGCUGCCAACCUCGUGCGCCUUGUUGGCUUUUGGGUCAUCAUCGCCGCGAAGGCCAGAUUCGCGGCGGGGGAGUCCUACCCAGAAGCUGCCGACGUCUUCCACGACACAAGACUUGCGAGCGCCUUCGAGGCAAUGUGGAGACACAUAGCGGGAGCGAUGGUUGACCAGCCCAUGCUCGCGGGCUUCGAGGUCAUGUCUGAGCCACGCUCGAAGGUCACUGAGCAAGCAACGGUCCGGAGGUUUUACGAGAGCGUGUGCAGCGGUGUGCAUCUUGCCGAUCGCCGCAUCCCCAUACCAUGCGUCGUUGGUCCGACACCAUACUACAAGGUGUGGCAGCUCAAUUCGUCAAUGAUUUUACAACUGCCGACGGGUGCGCCUAUGCCUGAUGUGCUCUACACCUUCGACUUCUAUGACCCGUGGGACUUCAUUACCGCCGAGCCAGCCGCUGAAGGCUUGGGAUACCCUGGCGACUACCCUUGUGGGGUCGCAUUCCGGGGAUGGGUCCGCAAUUUUUGCGACAACGCGUCGCAGGUUGUGCGCGUCGACCGCAGCUGGCUGGAGACGCUCCUUGACUACCCAUCGACCCUCGCACGCACACACCGGGUGCCCGUCUUUUCGAAUCAGUGGGGUGUCAAGCACUCGGUUCGCUCCGGCCGGCUAGCUUAUGCCUCGGACGUGGCUGGUUUGUUUGAAGAGCGACGCAUCCACUCAGCUCUGUGGAUAUGGCGCUCGUACCGCAACGAAAAGUGGGGGUUUGAGCUCGUCCACGAGGACAAGGAGCGCCGCGAGACGGAGGACGUGCCAUUGAUGCGGCUCCUCAACGGCGUGUGGAGCGGCCAGGUCAGCUCACCCUCUCCCAGCUUGCUGCCGCCUCCGCCGCCACAAGAGGCGGAGUCGCUGGCUAUGGGUGGGCGCUUCAAAUGCUCCACCGCGCUGGACCCACUCGCCAAUUGUUGGUCUCAGCGCUGUUGCUCAGACCCUGCUUACACUUGCUACGUCAACUUCCCGACGCUAGCCCACUGUCGCACGGGGUCCGCCGGAGGCCGCCUCAUUGGAACGCCGCAGAGCACCCUUGUGAGGCGAAACGGGUUCGCAGUGAUGCCGACUGAUGAGCCCGACGCUGCCCCAGAAGCGCUGGCGCAUCCACACGACUUCACAGUCGUGUCGCUAGCAGACAUUCGGGACGCAUAUACGCACGCCGUGGCCCAGCUCACGGCCGACCCAGUCGCACUGGUCUCAGCCUAA
Messenger RNA from Emiliania huxleyi CCMP1516, 1881 nucleotides. RefSeq lists its product as hypothetical. Lineage: Eukaryota; Haptophyta; Isochrysidales; Noelaerhabdaceae. The record is from RefSeq and is a predicted model, not a curated record. Bases 1 to 1881 code for a protein of 626 amino acids. The transcript has 5 exons.